Molecule: messenger RNA, 201 nt
Organism: Adineta steineri
Lineage: Eukaryota; Metazoa; Rotifera; Eurotatoria; Adinetida; Adinetidae
Source: the annotation of a GenBank genome assembly
AUGAAAGGCACAGUCAAAUGGUUCAAUGAAACAAAAGGCUUCGGUUUUAUUACUUCCGAAGGUGACAGCAAAGAUGUUUUUGUUCAUUUUUCUGCAAUUCAAGACAAGGAAUACAAAACCCUGGCUGAAGGUCAAAGAGUUGAAUUCGAAAUACAAAAUGGUCAAAAGGGUCCAACUGCAGUAAAUGUUGUAGCUUUAUAG